Sinocyclocheilus anshuiensis is the source of this 1774-nucleotide messenger RNA. RefSeq names its product syntenin-1-like. Gene Ontology annotation, molecular function: protein binding. The record is from RefSeq and is a predicted model, not a curated record. NCBI's taxonomy places the organism in Eukaryota, Metazoa, Chordata, Actinopteri, Cypriniformes, Cyprinidae. The coding region runs from base 16 to 1125 and encodes 369 amino acids. Gene Ontology annotation, cellular component: cytoplasm; plasma membrane. The transcript is spliced from 9 exons.
AGCCCAACCUCCUACAUGAAUGAGGUAGCAGGAAGUAAACUGUGUUACUUAACCAAAGAAAUAUACGCGCAAGUACUUUUUUCUCGAUCACCUCCCCUCUGUUCACUUCUGCACCAACCUAAAGAGGAAAAGGGUCCCGUUUACUGUGCUUGGCUUGUUUACAUUUCUUCUCAUCACAUUUAUCAAAUUUCUUCAGAAGUCAGUCGUUUGAAAGCAAAAAGGAUGUCAUUGUAUCCAUCCCUAGAGGACCUUAAAGUGGACAAGGUCAUUAGGGCACAAUCCCAGUUUGCCAAUGCCACCUCCAUCACCCCAGCCAUCACUCAGGGGGUUUACCAGCCACAGCCUGCCACACAGGGGAUGCCAAGCUCAACUCUGUAUCCGAAUCUGGAGGAGCUGGGAGACUAUAUGGGCCUCAGUCUGAACAGCGAUGAGGUCCAGAGAAACCUUGCGCUGGUCCCGGUGGCUGACAAUCAAGUGGCAGUGCCAAGUUGUGUGGGUGGCAUGGUGCGGCCUGUGACUGGUGCUGACAUGGGAAUCAGGAGGGCAGAGAUUCGCCCAGGUCUUCGGGAGGUCAUCAUCUGCAAAGACCAGGAAGGAAAGGUCGGACUCCGACUCCGAGAUAUCGAUAAUGGAGUGUUUGUCCAGCUGGUGCAGGCAAACUCUCCAGCAGCGUUGGGUGGCCUGCGUUUUGGAGAUCAGAUUCUGCAGAUCAAUGGGCAGAAUGUUGCUGGCUGGAGCUCAGAUAAGGCUCACAAAGCUCUGAAGGCAGCAGCUGAACAGCGCAUCGACCUCAUUGUCCGUGACAGACCAUUCCAGCGCACAGUCACCAUGCAUAAGGACAGCUCUGGCCAUGUGGGCUUCAUCUUCAAAUCCGGACGCAUCACAUCUCUAGUGAAGGAUGGUUCUGCUGCCCGCAACGGCCUGCUCACCGAUCACUUCAUCUGUGAGAUCAACGGCCAGAACGUCAUUGGACUCAAGGACACUCAGAUUAAGGACAUCCUGACCACAUCUCCCACUGCCAUGACCAUCACCUUCAUGCCUAAGUUCAUCUACGAGCACAUGAUUAAGAAGAUGUCAAGCGGCCUGCUGAAGUCAUCAAUGGAUCACUCUGUGCCUGAGGUCUGAACACAGAAGACCACGCACACCCCCUUUUCCACAAUGCCUACAAUCUCUAGCCUUCCCAUUGGAGCCAUCCACCACAUGGGUCGUCUAUCACUGAUUGGAUAAACCUCCUCAAUCACAUUCAUUUAUAACAUGUAAAAACUGCCUUUUUCUAUUUCACUUGUUGGCUGUUAUCGUUUUGCCAUCUAGUUCUUGAUUCUGUUCUACAUGCCAUUAUUGCCAUUGUGUAAUUGUUGUCAUAUUACGUUAUAUAAUAAUAAUCCAUUGUCAUUACUGAGUAUUAUUAUCUGAUUGUUUUAUUUUUGCUGGGGGGCAAGGGGUUAAAAACUGAACCUGAGCUUCCAUUUUGAAAAGCAUUAGCUUCAACACUCCUAUCUUUUCAGUUCCUCCCACUAUGCACAAACACUUUUUAUUUUUGGAACAUCUAUAUGCCAACAGCUGUACUCUGCCAGAAGGAAUUCUUGGCCAGAAUUUGUAAUGCAACAAAUCAUUUCUUAUUGAUUUUGAACAUGUUUUUAGGUGUUUAAUCUUUGAUAAUAUUCUCUGUCAUUAGCCUGUAAAUGUUAGCGUCUCUAAAAAUGUAUAUACGAAUGUAACCUCAAGACUGAAAUUAUUACAAAAAUAAAUAAUCAUCCUGGUGAUACCAAUGGAA